Molecule: messenger RNA, 3444 nt
Organism: Hordeum vulgare subsp. vulgare (domesticated barley)
Lineage: Eukaryota; Viridiplantae; Streptophyta; Magnoliopsida; Poales; Poaceae
Product: putative disease resistance protein RGA3
Exons: 4
Coding region: 1-3411 (1136 amino acids)
Biological process (GO): defense response to other organism
Molecular function (GO): ADP binding
Source: RefSeq, a predicted model, not a curated record
AUGUAUCCGAUAAUGAUAACGACUGUGGUGGGCUGGUUCUUGUCGCCCAUCAUCACCUUGCUCCUGCCCAAGAUCCUUGUCUUCCUGGGCUUCGACGCGUCCAACAAACUGCAAGAUCUGGACAUCCACAUCAUCCCGGAGCUGAAGAAGACGAUGCAGACCGUCGAUCAAGAGAGGAUGAUGCAGAGAGGAAAGAGAGUGAAAACCGAUUUGGAUGCGCUGGACAAGAUGGCCGCCAUGCUGAGGCACGCUCUGGAGGAUGCCGAAGACAGCUUCGACGAUGCUCAGCAGAAGAUCGUCCUCAGAUGUUGCCACCGAGUCUAUGGUGCUUUCACCGCUUACACUGCCCUCUGCAAAUGCUGCUACGUCUGGAUUGCACGCGUCGUCCGGACAAAAUCAGCUCGGCUACUGCAGUGGGUGCGAGACAGCUCCUUGUUUUUGUGUAGGUCAGAGGAAUCUGUUGGGGCGAAUGUCAGUGCCGCGGUGGUCUCACAUAAACCCGUUCAACUGAUUAUAGAUAUUCAGGCCUCUGGCGCUUCUAGUAAUGAGAUCGUUCCGGUAACUACCCGUGUUGCGGCCUUCCACGAGCCUGAUCUGGUGACUGCCAGUACAAGUGUUGUGGCCUCCAGCGAUGAGACCGUUCCGGUGACACCCGGGGCUGCGGCCUCCGACGAGCCUGUUCCGGUGACAACCAAUGCUGAGGCCUCCGACGACAAGCCCGAUCCGGUGACUAGAGCCUCAAAUUCCUUGCCGGGGCGGUGGCUCUCUUGCUUGUGCAGCUCGUUGGACAUCUUCAAGAACUGUUGUACAUCAUUAUACAGCAGGUUAGGUCAUGUGUUUGAGGCUGCCUGCUUUUACAGAGAUUGGUCAUAUCAAGUGGUUGGCAUCAAAAAAUGCCAGGAGAAUGCCUCCUUAUUCGAUAUGUUAGAUAUAUUUCUUAAUGCUAUCUCAAGAGUGAAAUUGAAGAACAGAAUACAGAAGAUAGAGAACAUCGUGAGUGAAGUGAAGAAGUCACCACUCUUGGGUGUGGCGAGCAACAACACACCAGAUGAUAUUGUCAACAAAAACAGGAGAAAACUUGGAGCAGCUAGCAAGCGGGUGGUAUUUGGUCGAGAGAUGCUGCGUGAUCAUCUCAUGGCAAGGCUGCGCGAGACACCACAUGGUGAUGAACCAAGCUCUAGUCCAUGUUACUCUGUGAUUGGCAUAUAUGGUAUUGCAGGGUCGGGGAAGACUACGUUUGCAGGAUACAUUCAAGAUUACAUAAAUGAGGAAUGCAAGGAGGAUAAACUUUUUGACACCAUCAUCUGCAUUCAUGUGUCUGAGACUUUUACUGUGGAGGUUAUAUUUCAAGAAAUGUUGAAGGAUAUUACCGCAAAUAGUCACUCCAAUAUUUCAGAUCAUGGGGUUCUAAACAAUAAGUUGAAGGAAGCAUUGCGCGGCAAACGUUUCUUCUUGAUAUUGGAUGAUCUCUGGGUGAAAAAUAAGAAUGACCAACAACUGGAGGAACUAAUCUCUCCACUCAAUGUUGGGUUGAAAGGAAGCAAAAUCCUGGUGACGGCUCGAACAAGAGAAGCAGCCGGAGCUCUGUGUCCAGAUGAACUUAUUGCAAUGCCUGAUUUGGCUGAGGAUCAAUACAUAAAGAUGUUUAUGCAUUAUGCUCUGGGAGGUAAAGGUGUUCCCGCUAAAGAAUUUGAACAAGUUGGGAUAGAGAUUGCCAAAAAGCUACACCGAUCACCUAUUGCAGCAGUAACAGUUGCAGGACGGCUUGGGGCAAACCCAAAUAUCAGUUUUUGGAAAAAUGUUGCAAAGCUUGAUAUGUCGAAUGACACCAUGGAUGCUCUUUGGUGGAGCUAUCAACAGCUUAAUCCCGACAUCAGGCGAUGCUUUGAAUUCUGCAAUAUUUUCCCCAGAAGAUUCAAAUUGAAAAAAGACAAGUUAGUCCACCUCUGGAUAGCACAAGGGUUUGUAAAUAUCAGUUCUGCAACAGAGGAGAUGGAAGAUGUAGCUGCGGGCUACAUUCAAGAGUUAGUGUCAAGCUCAUUUCUGCAACGAGAAGAAACAAGUUUUAAUAAUUAUUACUUUACAAUUCAUGAUCUGCUGCAUGAUUUAAUAAACAAGAUCGUUGGAACUGAUUGCUUCAGAAUCGAGAAUGAAAGGGGCCAUAGAAGAGAAGGCAGGACAGGAAAUGUCCCUCGAGAUGUCCGUCAUCUUUUCGUUGAGAAAUAUAAUGCAGAAUUGAUUACCAAGAAGAUCCUUGGACUGGAAAAUUUACGCACUCUCAUUAUUAAUGGUGUUGAAAGGGAUACACCAGUUGAAGAAAAUGUCAUUGAGGGUAUAUGCAUGAGGCUGCCGAAGUUGCGGGUACUGGCCAUUGGUUUCGACCAGAGAUUGUCAUUCAGCACUCCCGAUGAGAAGUUCUUGGUCCCAGAGUCCAUCAUUCAGUUAAAACACCUCCGCUAUCUAGCAUUCCUGAAAAGUUCCAGAUGCAAGGUUAUUUUGCCAAGCGCGCUAGGUAAACUACUCCAUAUCGAGCUGCUAGAUACUGGUGAGGACAACAAUAUAGAAUUUAACUCUGCUGACCUUAUCAACUUGCGGCACAUAUUGUGCCGGCACGUGAGCUGUCCUCACAUAGGCAGGUUGAGCUCACUUCAAACAAUACCAGCUCGCUUCAAAGUAAAGAAUGACGAGGGUUAUGAGAUAAAGCAGCUUAGGGACCUAAACAAGCUUCGUGGCGAGCUACAGAUCUCUGGCCUUGAAAAUGUUAAAAGCAAGGAGGAAACUCUUGAAGCCAAUCUAGCUGCCAAGAAAAGGCUCACGAAACUGACACUGCUCUUUUCUGGUCACUUAUCAGGCUGCACUGCAGAAGUUGCAGCAGAGGUACUUGAGGGGUUGUGCCCUCCCGUGGGUCUUGAAAAACUGUCUAUGGGGUACUACAGCGGGUCAAGGUACCCUGAUUGGAUGGUGGGUAGGCUGAACGGUGGCCCAAAGGACCUGCAAGCACUUAGUUUCUAUCGCUGCGGCCAACCCUCAGCUGGGACGCCUUCGCUUGAGGCUUUCCCUCAUCUUCGUAUCCUCAGGCUUUGGCAGUGCAGCUGGGACGCCUUACCAGGCAACAUGGAGCACCUCACUUCGCUCCAUACACUGAAGAUCCACGGAUGCACGAAUAUCCGGUCGCUUCCAACACUGCCCCAGUCUCUCAAGGAGUUCGAACUUUUUGUCUGCGAUGAUGAGCUGAUGAGGGGUUGCCAAAAAGAAGGAGACCCAAACUGGCAUAAGAUAAAGCAUAUCCCCGAGAAGGAUUUUGACCCACGCUUUGACGAUUUAAUCUCUGAAGAAGGCUCUUGUGAUGACUCUGAAGAAGGCCCUUGUGACGACUCUGAAGAAGGCCCUUCUCACGCGUCUGAAGCCUAGCUACAAUGUGAUUGUUGAUCCAAAACCGGAAUG